This is a messenger RNA of Gryllus bimaculatus (two-spotted cricket), 390 nucleotides long. NCBI's taxonomy places the organism in Eukaryota, Metazoa, Arthropoda, Insecta, Orthoptera, Gryllidae. The record is from the annotation of a GenBank genome assembly.
AUGCACGAAACGGAUACAAAAGUGCAUGCAACGCUGGCAGCGCAAGCAGGUGACAGGUCGGGGCGGGAGGAUCAGGGCUGGGAGGCGCAAAGGGGAUUUGGUCGGGACGAAGUCCCUCUUCCAUUACAGGAUGAUCCGAGUCCGUCGCAGGGGUUUCGUGUCGAGGCCGAGGUGCCGCAGGGCUCAGCCCCAGUAGGCGAUGGGGUAGUAGGAGUAGGCGGCCGGGUAGGCGUAGGCGAUGGGGUAGUAGGCGCUCUCCGCGCCCUGCAGCGCCUCGCGCGGGACGGGGCGGGCGCCGGCCGGCUGCGGCUGCGCUUGCGGCAGCGGGGCACUCAACGAGGCGAACAGAAUCGACGUAGAGCUGAUGCCACCUCCACAACUCGCCAAUAA